Rubroshorea leprosula is the source of this 1782-nucleotide messenger RNA. The record is from the annotation of a GenBank genome assembly. NCBI's taxonomy places the organism in Eukaryota, Viridiplantae, Streptophyta, Magnoliopsida, Malvales, Dipterocarpaceae.
ACUUUCUUCUCAAAGUCCUGAUAAAAGAGAAGUAUUCGUUCUCAAGGUGACAAAGUAAAAGCAAAAUUUUCUGCUAAAGAGGAAGUAGUAACAGUUGUAGAGUAGGGGUCCUUGUACAAUAGCCAAAGGUGAAAACAUUUGGGAACAGCUUGGUUUUUUCACUUUUGUGUUGGAAGAAUUUCUGGGUCCAUAUGGGUUUUGUACUUGAGAGAUUUUGCAACUAAUGGACAGCUAAUUUACUGAUGGGUAUUUGUUGGGUUGCUCCUUUAGCUUUUGGUUGUGGUGGGUUUUGUGGGAAUUUUGUUGCUUUGUUUGGUUUGGCAUUGUAAAAUGAUUCGGUUUUCAUGCAUGGACACUGUGGUCUUUACCCGUUCGACGAAAUGUCCCUGACGGAGAGAAGAAGCAAAGUUAUAGCAUAUUUGCAAUGGUGUUGUAGCUUUCUCGGUGACACGGGUCUUGGGUUUUGUUGUGGUUUACACGGAGAGUGGCUUUUGGGGAUUGUCUUUGUUCCCAAGCUGAUUACGGGCAUUUCCAGUUCAUGUGGGGUUUCGAGGUUUUUACACAGCAUAACAUAGAAGUAUGAUCUUGACCUCCAUUAUUUAACUAGAUUUGUGUGAUAUUUUGUGCCAGAGUUUCUUCAGAUUUCAGUUCAAUUUUGUAUUGAUUUUGCUAUUGGUGGAUCUCAAACUUCAACGGUAUAAAAAUACCAUAUACCAUUUAGCAUAUAUCAAGUUUGGAACUUGAAGCUUUAAAGAACCACAAGAGGUCCUGGAGAUAAUGAAUCUUUAUAAGCUUUAAAAAAGGGAAAACAGAGAGACAGAGUAAUCAGACACAGAAAGAUAAAGAAAUAAUGGAGGGUGUGGUGUAGUCAGAUUUGUGCUUGUGGCUUUGUGAGUGUUUCUGGUUUUGGGAAUUAUUUAGUAUAGAGAGUCUGUUGGCUAUGUCUCCCCAGCUGACUGGCUGCGCCCGGUCUCCGUGGGCUUUGCCGCCGACCAAGGAAACAACUUCUUCCUUGGCUCUCUGGCCAUUCAAGGGAACCUUUGCUUAAAAUAUUACUCAAACCCCAUCUUGCCAGUUUCCUACUUCUCUCUCUUACUCAGACUCCCCGCCUCGAUUGCUGUCAAGAUUCGGUCAUACCCUUGGCAUAUAUCCUUCCCCUUCUUUUGGAUCCUUCUUUAGCCCCUUGAAUCCCAGAAAGUCGGUCCCCACAGCUGGGGUAUUCUUCUUACUAUUUCCGGUAAUUUUUUCCUUGGUCAGCUUAUUUUUCAUCAGGGAUGUGAAGUGUUGAGUGUCAGGUGCUUGAUUGAGAGGUACCAGUUGAGCAGCUGAGAGAAAUAUUUUUUAGAUUCAGAGAAGGUGAAGAAGAUCUUUUGUUUGCCAAGAUGAAGUUUAUGAAACUUGGGUCGAAGCCGGAUACCUUUCACAAUGAGGGGAAUAACGUUAGGUGAGAUCAUUUAGACCCUUAUUUGUUUUCUCUCUUUUGUUCUCUUGCUGAACAGUUGUCAGUGCACACGGCUUGUAAGCUGUAGUUCCCCGUUCUAAGGAGAUGGAUUCGAAUCUCUCUCCCCCCAAUAUCAAAAAAGAAACAGCAGUCAGCAACUAGUAUUGCCACUGUGGUGUUAGAUGCAUUUGAAAUUUCUUUGACAGGGCAUUACUGAUGAUUUCCCCCCUCUUUGGAUGAAUUAUAUGUUUAUUUAAGCUGGAUAUAUUGCUUACUGUCUUUGUUGAUAAUUAAGUUGUACGAAAUUUUAGUCUUCUCUGAAAGAAAAUCUUAAGUUUUUU